AUGAGACCAUGGCUACUGGCUGCCGCGCUCGCAGUUGCUUGGGCCGACUGGAAGUGCACCGUCCAGGAGCAAAACCGCUGUGUCAUCAAUGCUUCGGCGGUGGUCAGCGGACCACUCGUAUUUGACGGCAACGUGCUGGUGACACAUCAAGCUACAGUGCGCUCUGAUGCAAGCUUCAGCAUAGAAGCGUCUGGAAACAUCACAGUGGAGAUGGGGUCCACGCUGCAAGCCCAAGGAGACCUUUUGCUGAACGCAACCACCAUUCACAUUGUUGGCUCCUCUACCUCUGCAGCAGGGUCGCUUUCGAUCCUCAGCAGGGCGGCGUACCAGCAAGGUGGUGUCGGAAACAAGAGCCUGCAGGCGACCUUCAAGGCUCGCGACGAAAACAGCGACCCCGGCGUCUUGGUUGUGGACGCAGCGCUACAAGGUGGCAACAUCCAAGUGAACUGCAACCAGAGCAAGAUAUGUCUCCAGGGUGCAAACAAUUUGUCGGUGACCGACCCCACGCAGUCGUUGCAGAUGAGUGGCAAAGCGGUCUCCGUCGACUGCAGCAACUCAACUCUGUCGGCAGCGAGGAUCACACUUGUGGCGGAGAAGGAUCUGGCCUUGGAUGCCGCCAUCCCAGGCUUCAAGAAGAGUGACGGCAAGGGAGGUCAGAAGCCCACGCAGCUGGACGUCACUACCCAAGGCCACAUGCUGAUCGGAAGCCAAAGCUUUACCUGGACCUUGGAGAGGCUGCGUGCGUCUGCUGGUACCAUGGUCAUUGCGUCCAGCAGCCGCAUCCAAACGGUGGGCUACUCGACCUGCAAACACACCGCAGACAGCGCAGGAGCAAGGGAUCGCUGCUUUCCGGCUUGGUCCACGUGGCCGGGAUCCUGGCCGGACUCCGUGGACGAUCCCUACGUUUCCUUCGACCUGGUGCUCCUUGCACGCACCUCCUUGAAUCUGUCGAGCCAUGCCAUGCUGUCAGGUGCAUCAUCAAUCCUUUGCGUGGCGGCUGGGGAGCUUCGCUUCGAAGAACACAACAUUGUGGAUGUCUCGGGCCGUGGUUGCGCGGCUGGUCUUGGACGGGCGCCUGGUAUCACGGUCCGGUCCAGUCCUGCCUCUGGUGGAGCCUACCUGGCAGGUGGAGGUACUCAUUUGGGCAAGGGAGGCUGUGGCGGUACCUUCGACACGCACAACGUGCUGCCAGAUGCCUCCACGGUCAGCGGGCCACCCUACGAUCUCUACGAUCAGCUCUUCCUGCCGACAGAGGGUGCCUCCGGCGGUGCAUCUGGCCACCUGGGACCCGACACCAAGGAAGGGACUUCUGUCAACACCCUAGCUGGAAAUGCAGCUGGGGGUGGGCUGAUCUGGUUGUCCGCUUCGAGUGCCUCCGGGAGCGUCUCCUUUGGCAACUGGGUUGUCUUAAGGGCCGAAGGCUACCCCGGUGGGGUCGUCAGCAAGCAUGUGGCUGCGGGUGGGGCUGGUGGACAAAUCCUGAUCUUCGCAACCAAGAUAGCCACCGCGGACGAGGCUCCCGUGGUCAGCGUCGCAGGAGGCGCCGGCGCUUGCUCUGCCAGCGCAAACGUGCUAAGCGGUGGAGGUGGUGGUGGAUUCGUGGGGUUCAAUUGGACGGCAACCUCACCGUUUCCGUCACAUGGCGAGUUGGUAGUGGAUGUGGCUGGUGGUUUGAUGGGCAAUGACGGAUCUGGCACAAACUGCUCCUGGGUGGUGCCGAACGGUCAUGGUCUCAGAGAGACUUAUGGCCACGAAGGUCAGGCCAUGCCUCUGCGAGGCUGCAGCGCCGGCUAUGCAGGCCUUUUCUGUGACCCUUGCGAUGCCGGGUUUUGGAGCUCGGGGGGCCUCAGUGGCUGUCAGGCUUGCACAAACAAGCCUCCGAAUGGCAACUACACCAAGUCGAAGUGGCCCAACCCGAACUGUCCAUACUCGUGUGGUGUGGGGGUUCCGAACCGCAAGAGCAAUCCUGGGUGCCUGGAUCCUAUGGCCUACGCUCUCAGUUUCUUCGGUGGUGCCAAAGGAGUGCUUGCUAUCGUAAUCGCAAUUGUGACAAGCGCUGCCAUGCUCUUGUGGCGUCGACGAAAGUCGGGCGGCUUGUCACGCCCCUUGCUGGGUUUUGAUGGGCCUCCAGGAUCCUUCUCCCACUCCGGAGUGCGCACUCGGCGCGAAGACGGCCAAAGUGGCAGCUUCUCUUUGUCCUGGGCUUCCUGCUUCUGGCGAUACUGUAGUCGCCGGCGCAGCUUGAGUGAUGGUGAACCUGCGCAGACGAGAGUCGUGCAGGUGCGGCACACAUCGGAGUUUCAGAUGUCUCAGGAACAGCUGCCCUUCCACACCGGCAGGAUCUAUCUCCAGGGCGAGAACGCCGGAAAGUCUCCUUGGUUCUUGAAGCUACAGGUGCCGGCAGCUUUGGAUGACAUGGUCAUCAGGGAGAAGUGGGAGCAGCUGGCGAGGUUGGUGAACAACGCAGCAAACAUCCCCAAGUUCCAGUCACGUACGGAGCGCAUUCUGCAGUAUCUCUACCCGCCCGCAGCUCCGCUCUUUGCCAAGUUCUGCAGAUGCAGGCGUGCACGGACGAUAUUGCCACUGGUGCGGGAGUUCUGCGAAGCAGAAAGGCUAUGGAGACCCAUUCGUCAAGCAGGUGGUGAGUUGCACCUGCGAUUUGGAUGCAAUCGGAAAGCCACCCUGGCGUAUUUGGACGUCUUCGACUUCGCGAGAUCGCCCAUGGACUUUGCUCCUGUGAACUUGAGGAAAGAGGCUUGGCUAAUUCCGGUCCAAGGCCAGGGCACUUUUGAGGAGCCCUACGAGGUGGACAUGAGUGAUCCGGUGUUGCAGCGACUGGAGCAUACUGACCAUGGUCCCACGGCAAUUCUCUCAGUUCUCUCAACCUUCAACCGCAUCGCCCGCCGACUUUUCAAGGAUGAGCUGCAGAAUCUGCAGAACUCCGAUGGCGAAGAUCCUUUACAGCAACUGCACGAGAAGGUAGAGCAGUGUGCCUCGCAGUGUGGGUUGGGAGGAUUUGUCCAAGUUCUGGCGAUUUGGCAGAGAGAGAAGUUCCGAGGCGUCGAUACACUCAGCCGUAUGGAGGAUUCGGUGGCUGCGAGCGUUGUGAGAUCCAGCGAGCCUCAGGGAGCCAACUCUUUCAUGGACCUUCCUGUCGGUCCAGAGGUGACACAAGGUGAGCGGCCAUCUCCUCGGACGCGGCGAGAGCUCCGACUCUGCUUGGUCUUUACCGAGUUCUCCCUUCUUGCAAGUGCCAGCAGCAGCGACCUCGUGUCACUUGCGAGCCCUGCAGCAGCCCAGCCGACUUCCAAAGUUCUGACGACGCCGAUCGCUCCAGAGGCGCUGAACGAAGCCCUGAGGAGCUCUGCUUUGGCAGUAGGCGAAGAGUCCUCGAAUCCCCUGGUUACUGCUGACACCAGCGGUGGCUGGAGUCUGAAAAGGCCAUUGCUUCGAUGGGGAUACUCCGGGUCUGAGCAGACUGCUGCGAGAACUCUGGUGUCUUUGAUCUGUUUCCUGGCCUUCGAUCUCUUGGCUUUCUGCUUGAUCUGUGGGAUACUGUUCAAAACCAGCAUGGUGGCUGGCAUGGUCUGGGUGCUGCUGCCCCCUUUGGCACAGCCACUUGCGUUUGUCGUGGGGAUUCUGUUCCUGCUAACAGAGGAUCCUGAUCUUGGCCGACUCUUUGCCAACCUGGAAAUCCUUGGUAUAUGGAACGCUGCGGUGUCCCUUGUGGUGCUGAUCUGGUUGUUGCUGCUGGACUCCCUGGUGUUUGACAUCCUGGCGAUGGGCAUUGUGAGCUGCGUCAAGGGUACUCUUUUUGCAACGGCCGCAGCUCAAGUGAGCCAGCUGGAAGCAGACCGUGACUUGAGCUCGAUGGACAACCCGCAGAACGAGUUUGUUGAGCGCUUGUUUUCCAUACGUGACGAAGAGGAGGGCCCGCGGCGAUCGCACGCAGAAGAGGUGCGGGGCUCGUCGGCUACAGCGCUGUCUUUCAACUUCAGCACUCUUGACGAGCUCUCGGCGACUCGAGCUUCUGAUAGCCGUCCCUCCAGCCAGUCCAUCAGGUCACUGCACAGCCCCAGGAGCUUCUCAAAGCCACAGGUGCAGAUGCCAUCCCCGUUCUAG
Molecule: messenger RNA, 4122 nt
Organism: Symbiodinium sp. CCMP2592
Lineage: Eukaryota; Dinophyceae; Suessiales; Symbiodiniaceae
Source: the annotation of a GenBank genome assembly